UUUUAAGAAUCAUUUUUAAGAUCAUCCAAAAGCCAGAAUGCUGCUUAUCGCGACAAUAUGGUUGUGUGCCAUGGUGUCACACAUUAAUGGAGCUCUAGUUGUGAGUUCUUCUUAUGAGGGUGGUGAUAAAGAGGGCAAAAAUACUCCGAAUACGACCGUCCCCGAGAUCUAUCAAAUGCGCAUCACAUCUAGUAUCCGCAAUCGCUUCGCCCAUACAACUAUCGUAAGCAGAGUUAGAAAUUCGGCAGACAAUCCUCAGGAGGCCGUCUUCUCAGUAAUCCUACCAGAAACCGCCUUCAUUUCCGGUUUUAUUAUGGAAAUUGAUGGAAAAAAUUAUACAGCUUACGUUAAGGAGAAAGAGGAGGCUAAGCGCGUUUAUGACCAGGCGGUAGCGAGUGGUAUGGGUGCGGCCCAUGUGGCAGUCAGCGCGCGUGAUUCCAAUCGAUUCGUGGUAUCCGUAAAUAUCCAACCAGAGUCAAAGGCAGUCUUCUACUUGACAUACGAGCAGCUUUUGGAUCGUAAAGACAGUCACUACGAGCAGGUUAUUAAUAUCCAUCCGGGCCAGCCCGUUAAAGAUCUUAGUGUCGAAGUUGUAAUUGCGGAAAGUAGGAAAAUUACCGACUUAAAGGCGCCACCUCUACGUUCAGGAAACGAAAUCGGGACCGACAAGCCAGAACUCGAUCCAAGAGCCGAUAUAGAAAUAUUCAAUGAUACCGCGGCAGUUGUCAAGUUUAGUCCAAAUGUCGAACGGCAAAAGGAGUUCGCACGUGUACUCGGAACGAAAGAAGAGAACGGUCUUUCUGGACAAUUUGUAGUGCAGUACGAUGUUGAGCGAGAUCCGAGUGGUGGAGAGGUUCUGAUUGAAGAUGGAUACUUUGUACAUUUCUUCGCCCCGAAAGAAUUAGACCCUCUACCGAAGCAUGUAGUUUUUGUGCUAGACACCAGUGGUAGCAUGUGGGGGCAAAAGAUACAGCAACUUAUUCAAGCGAUGAACAGCAUUGUCGAUCAACUGAACGAAAGUGACUUGAUCAGUUUAGUGGAAUUUAACAGCAACACAAAGGUGUGGGACCUGGAUAAUCCAGAAAAAAGCACGUGGUAUCCACGUGCAAACAGUCGAUAUUAUGAACACAUUGGACAAACAUCGGUACCGUUAGAGAAUGCUUCAUUUCCAAGUGCUUUCCCAGCAAAUUCAGAUGUAAUCCGCAAGGCUAAAGCGGCAGUCUCCAAAUUAGUUGCUCAAGGCUCAACGGCCAUGUUUGGAGCUUUGCAAGUUGCCUUACGAUUGGUCGAGUUGGAGAGAAAUAGACAACGCGAUUCUAACGACUUAAGACGUCAGCCAAUAGUUAUAUUUUUAACCGAUGGAGACCCCACAGAUGCAACCACCGAAGAUAUCACUUCCAAGAUAAGCGAAUUUAACUCUGAAGCAAAAAGAGCGCCAAUUUUCUCGUUAUCCUUCGGUAAUGGCGCUGACAAGAACUUCUUGCAAAAGUUAGCCUCGCGGAACUUUGGAUUUUCGAAACACAUCUACGAAGCAGACGACGCCUCCCUACAACUUCAGGACUUCUACCAAUUAGUUUCAUCCCCAUUAUUGUCAGACGUUACCUUCAAAUACGAAUCGACCGUCGCCGCUAAUAUUACCAACACACAAUUUCCCAUACACUUUAAAGGGUCCGAAAUUGUAGUUGCCGGUUAUUGCGGUGCCAGAUUUCCAACUCCAGUCAUUGACGGUAUUGGAAGACGAGGGCGAAUUUCUCUUAAACCUGUCGUAACUACAACGACAACUUCAAAUAUGGAAAGAAUUUGGGCAUAUCUGAGCAUUAAACAAUUACUCGAAAAGAAGGAGACGUCAGAAGGCGAGGAAAAUCAACGGAAAAAGAAAGCUUUAGAUUUAGCUCUCAAGUACAGCUUUGUUACACCGGUCAGUUCAUUAGUGGUAGUCAAACCGAAUGAAACCAAUGCAGUGAAUACCGAAGACGCCGAGCGUCAACCUGUUCCAACGCAAGGCCUAGGUUUACGAGGAAUUUCAACGUUUGGAAGUACGGCAUCAAGAAUCUCCGGACCUCAUUGGGGUCACGUUGCACAAAGAACAUCUUAUCAUGCUAGCAAACCGUUCUUUGGAGGUAUACUACUUUCAGGAAGACCCAUGAGUGUUGCACCAGCAAGCUACCCAGGAAUACCGCGACCUUCACCAAGUGGGCAAAGUGCACAUCAUAUAAAUAUUAUAGGCGGGGUUCCACAAGUUAAAGACACGCCUGACGGCCGAGUGGAACCGUUUCAUCUUACUACUUCGUCCCUACACCAAUUGUUACAAAAGCUUCCUUGGCUUAGAGACAUACUCACGAAUGGUAUGGUGAAGGGACCUACAGGUUUCUUCAAGUUGGGUGUUAACGAAACCAUCACCGACAACGUUCCAUGCCUGAAAGCAACUAAUAACCAAGAAGGAAGAUGCAAGUUACUUCACGAAUGUCACCAAGCUGUCUUACCAUCAGUAACUGAGUAUUAUGACCAUUUCUGCGUCUUGCGAAAUGAGUUUGCCGGAGUCUGCUGUCCAACGUAAUUUAUAUACCAAUGAAGUGUAAUACAUAAAAUAAGUAUCUAUUUUUUAAUAAAAUCACAAAAAGUUUUAAACUA
Photinus pyralis (common eastern firefly) is the source of this 2631-nucleotide messenger RNA. RefSeq names its product inter-alpha-trypsin inhibitor heavy chain H4-like. The transcript has 11 exons. Bases 38 to 2557 code for a protein of 839 amino acids. NCBI's taxonomy places the organism in Eukaryota, Metazoa, Arthropoda, Insecta, Coleoptera, Lampyridae. The record is from RefSeq and is a predicted model, not a curated record.